CAACAAUAUCACUCUUUGAACGAGACAAACGCAAGAUAGGGACGAAAUUGCUUCAUACAAAAUAACAUAUCGAAAAUAUGGCAGUCCUUUCCCAAACACAUGUGUCGUCAGCAGACGUAACAGUAUCGAGUCCUGGAAUAAGCGCGGAACAGGGAGGCAGCGGGGCUAAAGUUCAAAGUGGAGGGAGCAACGCACCUAUCCUAUCCCCAUCAACAGUGUCCCAGGUAUCACAGGAAGACAAUAAUACAGGAGGAGACGAUGAUUCGGAGAACGAUAACAAUUGGAAAGGUCAAUCUUGGAGUCAAGAAGAUGUAAGAUUCAGUUCUAAAUAUAAAAAGACGUAUCAUGGUUGUUGCGAUCGACAGUCUUGAAAUCCAGCACAAACUCAUACCAAAUUCUAUUCUUUUUUCUUUUUGGACAUUCAGGAUAAAAAGUUGAAGUCGAUUGUGUCUGCACGAAAGAAAGCUCUACGAAAGAAAAAGAACGGACAGCCAGCAGAUUCUUCAGAUCUAAUGAUUAACUGGCAGGGGAUCGGCUCAACCAUGGAGAGGGACGGUGAAAAAUGCAAAGAGCGAUAUGACUUUUUGCGGCAAUCUCAAGGGGGUAGAGGACCUGUCCCGUGGACUCGUCAGGAAGAUGAGCAGAUACUCGCUCUUGUGGCACAACACGGUAAGUGAUUGAAAUUAGAACUCCUAUCGUUACGGGAUGAUCUAGCAAUUCGUUUGUUCGGCUUGGCGUAUCAUAUCUUAUUCAUUUCUUUUUACCUCUGCUAAUCGAUAUACAAACAGGUGCCAAGAAAUGGAGUUCGAUUGCAAAUAGCAUCGCAGGGAGAAGUGGGAAACAGUGCCGUGAGCGAUGGCACAAUCAUCUGAACCCUAAUAUCAAUAAGUCAAAGACCUGGACGAUGGAGGAAGAUCGGAUAAUUAUUGACAGUCACAUCCGUUUUGGAAAUCGCUGGGCGGAGAUUUCGAAGAUGUUGAAUGGUCGUACUGACAAUGCCAUCAAGAACCAUUGGAAUUCAUCCAUGAAGAAGAAGAUUGAAAAGUAUCUCGAGAGAAAACGGGUCGAUCCUACAGCUCCCGUAGUCGAUGAGUCUGGCAGGUUCUUACUCAGACGAGAGGAUAUUGAGGGAUGCCUACAGGCUCUACAGCAAUCAGGCUCUAAUUCAAAAAGCAUCAAAAAUCAAGCGAAAUCUUAUGCUGGAAGACCGCUCGGAAGUACUCGUUUAAAUCACAUGCAUCCAAAUAGAAUGGUACCUCUUGCAACUCCGAUGUCCGCAGCCCAGAACCCAGCUGCUUACAAUUCGAUGAUGAAACGACAAUAUGAUGCGAUGAUGGUUGGUGCCUAUCCCGGCAUGGGGUAUACGCCAAAAAGUGUCAAACGAGUCAAGUCUAGUUCGGAAUAUAACAAAAACUCGAAGCUUGCAGAGAUGUCUCCUGUCAACAAGAAGAUCUUGGAAGAAUUUUUGAGUGAACUCAAAGGCGGAUAUAUAAAAGGCGUGUAUCACUCCGCAUUGGAGAGACGACGGAUUGUGGAAAAGGCGGUGAAAAGUGGUUCAAUCGGCGAGCUGAAUGCACUGGGUCUAUCUCAGUCUGAAUAUAGUCGUUUGCAAAAGGCAGUGCCGAUGAAUCAGAGUCGACGUCAUCUAGAUGGCCCCAAAUGGGCAACACCGCAACAGCAGUUGUAUCCACAUCACCAUCGUUAUAGCAAUGGGUACAUGGUUCCGCCACAUCCUAUGCAUUGGGGGCAUCCUUCACCCCUCUAUCCGAUGGCACAGUUGUUCCCGGGGUACCCACCAGUACGUCCACCACCUACAACGCCACUUCCUACGAACAAUUUGCCUACCCCAUCAAGCACCAAGGAUUCCACUCAACUUCAACAAGCUUCAAGUAAGAUUGAAACCUUGUCCAAUUCGUUAAGUUUGAAGCAUUCUCCGAUAUUGAGAACGAAAGAUAAUACAGUCCAGAAAGAUACAAAAUCGAAGGACAAUUUCGAGUUGGGCGAAUCGUCGGAUCUAGGGUACACUCUAGAUGAAUACGCUCUACUUGGAAGUCCAUGUGCAAAAGGAUCGAAAAGCAAUUGUUUUAGCCCAUUUCUCAUCCCAACACCGAAUAAAUCAAGUACACCGGGAAUGUGUACAAGCUGGGGUGGAGACGAUGCAAAAUUGCUACAUGACACUUUUUCGAAAGGUUAUGUUUCGUCUUCGAAGUCUUCGUCGGCAAACACGCCUCGAGUCUUCUUCAAAGACGACCUUACAGAACAAUCGAUUCUGCUUGAUAGUGGUACAAAAGUCAAGCAUACAAACGAAGAAACUCCCUUUCAAAGCGAUUUCACAAUGACACCGGGUCGUCCAAAAAGUCGUAUUGGGGUCGUCACUGGUAGUGGUCGAGAACGCAUUCGUGGUGCAAUGGUCGAUGAAAGGGAUAAUCUUUUGUCAACUGCAAUCCUCGCCACCCCGAAAAGCCCUAAAUCAGGGAAUGUUCAGGAAAUUGACCACUCACUGCACCAUAUUGACGCAUACAGUGUGAUUAAAUCGCCACUACAUUUUGGGUCUCCCAUCGUGAAAGCAGCCGCGCGGAGUCCGAUGCGACUACUUUGAUUUGUUUCUGCGAUCUAAACAUUUAUGUUUGCGUGUGAGAUGUUCCUUGAAAAAGUCUCAUGCCCUCGCUACUUUGAAGAUUUCCAGAAACUUUCAGUGGGGCUCCUAGUGAGGAUGAUCAAGUCUUGGACUGAGUAAAUGUGUCCAAAUCAAUACUUGGAGGGGUU
Messenger RNA from Pseudo-nitzschia multistriata, 2766 nucleotides. The record is from the annotation of a GenBank genome assembly. NCBI's taxonomy places the organism in Eukaryota, Bacillariophyta, Bacillariophyceae, Bacillariales, Bacillariaceae.